Molecule: messenger RNA, 1329 nt
Organism: Alnus glutinosa
Lineage: Eukaryota; Viridiplantae; Streptophyta; Magnoliopsida; Fagales; Betulaceae
Product: auxin-responsive protein SAUR23-like
Exons: 1
Coding region: 424-954 (176 amino acids)
Biological process (GO): response to auxin
Source: RefSeq, a predicted model, not a curated record
GUGGAAUUUGAUAUGUACCUGGUCCACAUUUUUGUCCCUACUAGUUAAUAUUUGGUCCAACAGGUCGGUUGGUUUAAUCAGAAUGGAGUGUAAAUAGAGAAUGUAGGGCCUGUAGUUUGCUCUGUUAUGUGACAGGACAUGAUUGAUGAAUAACAACAUACAGAUUAGAGCAUGAAAAUUUAUGAAACUUAGAGAGGCAAAACCAUAUGAUCCCUCUUGAAAAAUGUCCUUUGAUGGUCCCCAAUGUUAGAUCUUCCUUUAAGACUUACUCCAAUUGACAAUGCUGGCCACAUAACAUGAUAGCUCCACAGGAGGUUCCUCCUAGCCACAUCUCUUAACUUCAAGUGUGGUCCCCUUGUAGGUUACCACCCCAGAAAUUGUUGGACACAAGGUCUUCAAAUUUCCACCAGCACCAAGUUCUCGAUGAUGAGUUGGAAGACAAAACCAUGUGAUCCUUCAAAUUCCUUUGUCUCUCACCAAUACCCACUAUACUCAUACUCACAUUUUCAGAGAUUUUCCCAUCCCUCCUUUCAUCUAUAUAUACACAUACAUGUUAUUCCAACAGCCAAAUCAAGUCCACUUAUCUCCACUAGUAAACAUUUAUCCACCUUUUUCUCCAAAGCCGUUUCUGAAGGUCAAGCUUUUACAGAAAUGGCUCUUCGAGUUCCUGCUAUUAUGCAUGUUAAGCAGCUUCUCCGCCGGUCCUUUCUAAGCGGCAAAGAAGCAGCUUUCACAACUAAAAUUGUUCCAAAAGGUUACUUUGCAGUCUAUGUUGGUGAGUACCAGAAGAAGAGAUUCAUUCUACCUAUGUCAUACUUAAAUGAGCCUUCAUUUCAGAAAUUGUUAAAUGAGGCGGCAGAAGAAUUUGGGUUUGAUCAUCCAAUGGGUGGUCUAACAAUUCCUUGCAGAGAAGAGGUUCUUACUAAUCUCACUUCUCGCUUAAACAGAUUGUGAUACAUGGAGCCGAGAUCAAUCAGCUAAACAGAUUUGUAAACUCAUGCACUCCAUCUCUUUCUGGAGAAGGAGAAAGUUGGCAAAUGCACACUCGGUUGAGAAAUUUGCGAAGCAGAAGAUACUAAAGUAUCUGAAGAACAUGCCCAUUUGCCUUCACUGUUCAGGCCAAGCAGAUUUUCCAGCAGAUGUGGAGGGCUCAAGAGGCCACAUAUUUAAAGGCAAUGUGGAGAAGCUCAAGAGACAUGAUAAUGAGUGGUGUUGAGAACAACAUUGACGCAAGAAUCCAUCUUUUCAAUAUUUAAUUAAGAGCAUUGGGUUCUUUCACAAAUCAUUGUAAAAUUCUUUUUCUUCUAUAACACAAGUUGGGAAUCAAAG